GCUAAACACACGGAUGCUGGCUAAACGUCAAUUUUUGCCCACUAAGCAUACACUGCUGGUCAGUUAACUUCUCACACUUGCUCACUCAACACUCGGUCAUUGUUUCUGGGCAUCUGCUCGUCCUUGCAUAGAGAUAAGCUUGGAAGGAGGACAGAAAGCAGCAUCUCGAUGCCUGCCUGGUGCAUCCCAACCCACCCACGGAGCGAGGCAAUCCAGCCUCGUGUGCAGGCCCUGCCUGCUUUGAUGUCUGCUAAGUCUGGUUUUCUUUUGCCGAGGACCACGCCACGCAGCACCGCGCACCCAUCCUCGGACGGCACUGCGCAUGCGCGGCCCCGCCCCGCCGCCCCGGCCACGUGACCGUCAUGGCGGCCACCAGGUACCGGCGCUUCCUGAGGCUCUGCGAGGAGUGGCCGGUGGAGGAGACGAAGAGGCAGCGCGAUUUGGGCGUCUUCAUUCGGCAACGCGUGGCUCAGGCCUUCCGCGAAGGGGAGAACACGCAGAUUGCUGAUCCUGAGACCUGUGACCAAAUGUAUGAGAGCUUAGUCAGAAUCCACAGCAACUACUACAAAAACAAGUAUCCACGCCUGAAAGACACAAGCUUCACUGGAGUGACAGUGCAAGAUUGCAAGAUGAUCCUAGCAACAGACAUUCUGAAACAGAUGGAAGACAUGAAAAAAGGGACAUGGAGAAAAUUGCGAGAAAGGUUUUACGCCAAGAAAUCUGAAGAGGACUUGAAGUGAUAGGCUGACUCCCAGAUUCUCCUCUGUAUAUAUUCCUAAAGCUCUGUGUUGCCAUGAUGAAUAAAACCAUUCAUUCCUCUUA
Molecule: messenger RNA, 822 nt
Organism: Phasianus colchicus (ring-necked pheasant)
Lineage: Eukaryota; Metazoa; Chordata; Aves; Galliformes; Phasianidae
Gene: UQCC2
Product: ubiquinol-cytochrome c reductase complex assembly factor 2
Biological process (GO): mitochondrial respiratory chain complex III assembly
Cellular component (GO): mitochondrial matrix
Source: RefSeq, a predicted model, not a curated record